Molecule: messenger RNA, 1901 nt
Organism: Branchiostoma belcheri (Belcher's lancelet)
Lineage: Eukaryota; Metazoa; Chordata; Leptocardii; Amphioxiformes; Branchiostomatidae
Product: phosphatidylinositol-glycan biosynthesis class W protein-like
Exons: 8
Coding region: 245-1762 (505 amino acids)
Biological process (GO): protein localization to plasma membrane; GPI anchor biosynthetic process
Cellular component (GO): membrane; endoplasmic reticulum
Molecular function (GO): glucosaminyl-phosphatidylinositol O-acyltransferase activity
Source: RefSeq, a predicted model, not a curated record
CCCUAUUUAAAAGUCAAACAUUCCAAGAUGGCGGAACUGGAGGAAAUUUUUCUGUGUUCUUGAGAAACCAUCUCGUUUUUCGAUGUGUAGCCACAAAUUUCAAGUGUUAAUUUGGAUGACAUCGUGUUUUUCUACUGACUAAAGAUACAUUGUUCCACAUGACCGUUCAUACAUGUUACCAUGUGAGAUAACGAAGGUGCAAACUUUUUAAGUGUUUUCUGAGCUUCUGGACCAAUCAAACGCCAUGUCUUACAAGACAGAGAAAGAAGCCUUUGUCAGUAAUCUGAACGGCACGACGGUGACAGAAAUCGCGCUCAUCAACGCCUCCGCCCCGCUGGCCGUGCUGCUGAGAGCCGUGGUCGUACCCUGGCUGUUCGGGCAAGUCUACUUCAAGUUUAACAUUGGGUUUAGAUUUCUGGUGGACUUCUGCCUACUGGUCCUUCCCACCAUGCUUUGUGUCACCAUCCUGGCAGACCAUACCAUCGGGCUACUCUCAGGGGGUGUCAGCAUGGUUCUCAGCUUACUUGUCUUCAACGACAGACACAGCAAGCCUUCAAAACCCCCUCAAAAAACCCAGAGUGUAUCCCUCCAGACAAUUUUUGAGAGAAAACUGUCAGAAAAGGUGCCCUUUGUUACAAACUACAGGGCCUUUGCAAAUAUUGCCACGGCGGUUUGUAUUUUGGCGGUAGAUUUCCACAUUUUCCCCAGGAGAUUUGCGAAGGCGGAACUAUACGGUACAGGGCUGAUGGACGCUGGCGUCGGCUCGUUUGUUGUAUCCAACGCCAUCGUCUCUCCCGAGGCCAGAGGGAAAUACAGAGCAGCAAGGAGUCUCUCGGGAAAGCUAUCCAACAUUGCCCAGUCCGUCAAGUCUACGGCCCCCCUGUGGAUGAUUGGUUUGUCCCGUAUGGUGGCGGUGAAAGCGUUGGAGUACCAGGAACAUGUGACGGAGUACGGCGUACACUGGAACUUCUUCUUCACUCUAGCGGUGGUCAGGGUUCUGUCAACAGCAGUGCUCCAGUUUGCCGGGACUGGCAUGAGUGGCCUUCUGUCAUUGGUCCUUGCAGUGCAGUACCAGUUUGCCCUGUCCAAUCAGGGCUUGCAAGACUUCGUCCUGCACGGUUCUGAUGGUAGGGACUCACGUAGGGGUUUCCUGGAUGCCAACAGGGAAGGGAUCUGCUCCUGCUGGGGGUUUCUGGCAGUCUACUUUGCAGGAGUGGAGCUGGGGAGGUUCAUCUUUAAGAAAAGGUCCACAGUGCAGCAGUGGCUGGUAGCCUGUGGUCAGCUGCUGGUGACCUGUGGUGUGUUCUGGGUCCUGCUGGUCCUGUGUGUGGAGCAUGUGGAGCCUGUGUCCAGACGCACAGCUAACCUCCCCUACCAACUCUGGAUGAUGGUUUACAACAUCCAGAUCAUUGGCAGUAUGCUAUUGGUCGAUCUGGUGGUUGUCAUAGCAGCAGAGCUGAGACUGUUGAAGAGAGACUACAGCCCGAGGAUUUGGGCUCUAGAAAACACCACAGAUGACAGUGAGGAUGCUGCCCCCACUGAACAGCAGCUGCCUGAUUGGUGCCUGCUGUCAGCUGUAAACAGGAACCAGCUGUUCUUCUUCCUGCUGGCCAACCUGCUGACCGGAGCUGUGAACCUGUGCGUGGACACCCUGCGUACUGACCACUUCCUGUCCUUCUGUAUCGUGUUCGCUUACAUGUUACAGCUUUGUAACAUAGUAGUUGUGCUUCACGCUAGAAACAUCUCGCUAAAGUUCUGGUGAUUCUUGUACAAAACAUAUACUGAGGUGCGAGUUUAGUUUGUUGUUUGCUGUUAUAUUUACUUUUAUAUGAAUGCACAUUCCAGUUUAUGGUGAGUUUGUUAUUGGAGAACUUCUUAUAGCAAGGUAAGUGUAACCUUCA